AUGGAAAAUGUGGAACAAAAUGGAUACAACUCGGUAAAAUACGAUCUGCCACCUUGAGAUUUAGCAUUUUCUCGCCUAAAAUACGGAUUUUUUCGAAAAAAAUUUUUUUAAUUUUUUUGAAUUUUUUCAUUUUUUUGUCGUAUUUUAGGCAAAAAUAAGGUGAGAACACUUAUGAUAAGCCUUCAAAAUCAACGUUUUGGCAUUUUUUUUGACUAAAAUACGGGUUUUUUUUCGAAAAAUUUUUUUUAAUUUUUUUGAAUUUUUUAAUUUUUUUGUCGUAUUUUAGGCGAAAAUAAUGUGAAAAAAAUUAUGAGGGGCCUUCAAAAUCAACGCGUUGGCAUUUUUUUCGCCUAAAAUACGGAUUUUUUUCGAAAUUUUUUUUUUAUUUUUUUGAAUUUUUUCAUUUUUUUGUCGUAUUUUAGGCAAAAAUAAGGUGAAAAAAACUUAUGAUAAGCCUUCAAAAUCAACGUUUUGGCAUUUUUUUGACUAAAAUACAAAGAAAAAAAAAUUUUUUUUGAUUUUUUUUUUUGAAUUUUCAAAAUUUUCAAAGUCGUAUUUUAGGCCUGGCAAGGUGAACAAACCUAUGAUGACCCUCAAAAAGCAAUUUACCCACAACAAAAUUGGCAACCGAGCAAUGAAAUGGUCGAAAAUAACGAGGGAUUAUAUGGUAGGUCUAGUAUAAUAUAAUUCAAUUUUUUGAUGUAAAAAAAUAAAUUGAUCUAACUAAUUUCAGAUUCAGAAGAAAAACGGCCAGCCAAUGUCCGGGAACGCCGGCGAAUGUGUGGAAUAAACGUCGCGUUUUUGGUAAAAAAUUGAUUUUUUGGUUUGCACGGUGCGAAAUUUUAUUUCUUUUUUUUUUCAAAAAUUGCACUGUGCGGGUCAUAAAAUGGCAACGCAGUAAUGUCAAAAAAACUUUUUUGUGGUUAUUUUUAAAAUACGUGGGUUCUUGCAAGUAUUUUUUAUCGCACAGUGCAAAAAAAAAAUAAUUUUUAUGUUUCGCACAGUGCGAAUUUUUUUUUGAAAAAUUGCACUGCGCGGAUUCAAAAGUGGCAAAAACGUAAUGUCAAAAGAAUUUUUUUGUGUUUAUUUUUAAAAUACAAUUCGUUUGGUUAGUGUCUUUUUUCUCGCACAGUGCAAAAAAACAAUUUUGAUUUUUCGCACAGUGCAAAAAAUUUUUUUGAAAAAUUGCACUGUGCGGGUCAUAAAAGGGCAAAAAGUGCUGUCAAAAAAUCACCAUAUGAUCAUUUGUAAAAUACGUUGUUCUGGUAAGUGUUUUUUUCGCACAGUGCAAAAAAUUUUCUUGAAAAAUUGCACUGUGCGGGACAUAAAAUGGCAAAAAAGUGAUGUCCAAAAAAAUAUUUUGUGAUUAUUUGUAAAAUACGUUGUUCUGAUUAGCGUUCUGUAUUGUACAGUGCAAAAAAAUAAUUUUGACUUUUCGCACGGUGCAAAAAAUUCUUGUGAAAAAUUGGACACUUCCGAUGCAAAAAUGGCAAAAAAAAUGUUGUCAAAAGUCACCUUAUGAUCAUUUGUAAAAUACGGCUGCUCACACUAUUGGUUUUUUAUCGCACAGUGCAAAAAAAUAAUUUAGAUUUUUCGCACAGUGCAAAAAAUUUUUUUCAAAAAUUGCACUGUGCGGGACAUAAAAUGGCAAAAAAAGUGAUGUCAAAAAAAUAUUUUGUGAUUAUUUGUAAAAUACGCCGGCGGAUACAAGUGAUUUUUUACCGCACAGUGCAAAAAAAAUAAUUUUCAUUUUUUGCACCGUGCAAAAUCUUUUUUUGAAAAAUUGCACUGUUCGGAUACAAAAAUGGCCAAAAAAAUAUUGUCAAAAAAUCAUUGUAUGCUUAUUUGUAAAAUACGGAGUCAUAAAUUUUGCUUUUUUCGCCAAAAAAAAUUAGAUUUUUCGCACAGUGCAAAAAAAAUUUUAUUAAAUUGCACAGUGCAAGGAUAAAAAUAAUUCUUUUUGCACUGUGCUGAAGCAAAAAAUACAUUUUUUAGAGGCAAAAAAUAUAUUUUUCUCAAAAAACGGCAGGCGUAUUUUAGGACCUUCGCAACAAAAUCCCCACCUUCCCCUACGAAAAGAGGCUCUCCAAGAUUGACACGCUGAACUUGGCCAUCGCUUACAUAAAUAUGUUGGAAGAAAUCUUGGAGACGGAUGUGGACCCACACACGUUUGUGCAGAAUACAGUGAACAUGGUGAGAAAUGGACAGGAAAUUAAGACGGUUUGGGGGACUAGCGGUGAGUUGCGAUUACAUUUUUCAUAAAAAAAAAAAAAAAAUAUUUUUUUAUUUUUUAUCAAAGUUGUUCUGUAAACAUUAAUUAAUGGCCACACAACAUUUUUUCAUGCCCAAAAAUGAUUUUGAAACCCAAAAGAAAAUACUUUUUUUCAGACCUAAUGGCCCGACUAAAUUGGAUCCGCUGGGAUUUGCUGGGAAUGGCACCGGUUCGCUAA
Messenger RNA from Bursaphelenchus xylophilus (pine wood nematode), 2450 nucleotides. NCBI's taxonomy places the organism in Eukaryota, Metazoa, Nematoda, Chromadorea, Rhabditida, Aphelenchoididae. The record is from the annotation of a GenBank genome assembly.